Messenger RNA from Ctenopharyngodon idella (grass carp), 2619 nucleotides. RefSeq names its product solute carrier family 15 member 5 (gene slc15a5). The transcript is spliced from 9 exons. Gene Ontology annotation, molecular function: transmembrane transporter activity. Gene Ontology annotation, cellular component: membrane. NCBI's taxonomy places the organism in Eukaryota, Metazoa, Chordata, Actinopteri, Cypriniformes, Xenocyprididae. The record is from RefSeq and is a predicted model, not a curated record. Gene Ontology annotation, biological process: transmembrane transport. The coding region runs from base 840 to 2570 and encodes 576 amino acids.
UAUAUUUCCUAUCUUACUUCAAAAGACAGAUAGCAAGAUAGGACUGGGAUUUCGUAUUUCACAUGUGACUAACUUGGCACUGCCUCCAGGCCACCUUUCACAGUGGGGUGUUAUAUACUAGCGGCACCUUGUGUCCUUAAAAGUUUAAUUAUCUUUAAUUUGCUAGCACCACGUUGAUACAUGCUUGUGAAAUGAAUUUGAGAGACAUAUCAUUAGGUUCUUCAACUUCACACCAUUUAAAUAAAUAAACAAGCAUAAAAAAUAAAGGCCCGGCUCCACAGGGCUCCCAGGAGCAGCCGGUCCAACACUACACCUGAGAAUCUUAGAAGCUAAGCCUUACCUGAUAAAAAUAACUCUUCAAAUCCUUGUAAAACUAAAGGAAAAGAAAACAAGUUUUGAUGGUCAUUUCAAUGUAUUCAAAACGUAAACAAGUUAAACUUGUUUUUCUCUAUGGAAAGCAUAUAGCAUGUUCUUCCCUGAUUCUCUGAAGACAUUCAUUACAAAAGUAUGUCUCACAUCUCUGAAAUCAGUUUCAUCAUCAGCACUCCUGCACACUGCCGCCACGUCAGCCAUCUUAAUGAGAUUCGACCGGAGGCCGACCAAGCACAAAGUACAAGCGAAUGAGAAGUUCAAUACAUCAGUGAGGAGAAACAUUACCCAGAAACCUCAGUCAGGAGACACGUGAGCCUUUGGCAGGGUUGCUGCUAAAGGCUCUGUUGUUAGGCAUCCACAAGAUUUCACAAGUCUGUGAGGAAUUGCCUGUCCUGCUCUCUAGUAAUGGUGACAGGGCACCAGCAUUGUCUUAACAUCACUUCCACAGGAAGAUCUCUAGAAGCAGCAUGCCACCCGUAGAUGCCUUUGAUAGACACGAUGGCCACCUCCCUCAUGGGAUCUGCACAUCUCGAUAUCCCAGUGGGACGGUCAGCAAGCCGCGCAAGGCACGUAAGAAGCUGCAGGUGAUUGUUUGUGUACUUUUCGUGGAGCUUUUCGAGAGGUUCACCUUCUUUGGGAUUGUUUGCAAUAUGAUCCUUUUCUGCACCAUCAAGCUGGGAUACAGCAGUUAUCAAGCAGCCAUGGUGAACACAUGCUUUGUGGGAGCCAGCAUACUUACACCUGUUCUUGUGGGAUGGUUUGCUGAGACGUGUUUGGGAAGGACAACAGUUCUCUGUUUUUGUGCACUCCUUCAUUUCCUCGGAACCGCCUUGCUUCCUGUCGUUGCAUUCCCUUUUGAGGAUUUCUAUAUAAACACACAUAAUAUUGUGCAUCAACUUGAGCCUCACGAGCAACACAUACUAUUCUACACGGGGCUUGUCGCUGUGGCCUUUGGCAUUGGUGGCAUCCGUGCCAUCCUCUGCCCAAUGGCAGCCUAUUACCUUCAAGGUUGUGAUCGACACCAGCUUUUGUCCUUCUUCAACUGGUUUUACUGGCUGGUCAACCUGAAUUCAACAGUUGUGUUUUUGGGGAUUGCCUACAUUCAGCAGUCAGUUGCCAAAAACCUGUGUUUUCUCAUCCCUUUCACCUCCGUUCUCCUCGCUCUCAUCGCUAUACACAUGGUGCGCAACAAGCUCACCUUCCGUCCAAAAAAAGGCAGUUCUUUGCUAACUACUCUCGGGGUGUUCCUGAAUUCUCUGAAAAUGUGCUGUCUCCAUUACCGCCAUUUGAGCGGAGAUGUUGCCAACUGGCUAGACCGUGCCAAGGAAAACAAUGGUGGUUGUUACAGUGAGACCAGUGUGGAAAACGUCAAGAUCCUAUUCAAACUUUUCCCUCUCUUUGGACUUCAGCUUUUGUAUAGAGCUUGCAUCACCCAGAUUCCAUCGGGCUAUUAUCUGCAGACUAUGCAUUCCAACUUAAAACUCAACGGCUUUCUCCUGCCAGUAGCAGUGAUGAAGGUCAUCAGUAUUCUGCCGGUGUUGAUCUUAGCACCACUGCUGGAGCUCGUGCACACCUGCUACCAGUCUCCAAAGAAAAUACUGCCCUCACCAGCCACAUUUAUAACUAUGGGUCAUGCUUGUGCAGCUCUCUCAGCACUACUGGCAGGGAUCUCAGAAAUCCACAGGAAGGAUUAUCCACAAGUGGAGCAGACACUAUCGGGAAAGGUCCUGCAGGUUUCCUCUAUGACCUGUUUCCAGCUUACGCCCCAGUACAUUUUACUGGGAGUGGCAGAGGCCUUCGUGACACCUGCGUGCUCUCUCAUAUCCUUCUGUCUGACUCCCAGCAACCUUAGAGGCGUCUCCUUGCAUUUCCUAACCCUCGCAUACGGAGGUGGCUGCUUUCUAGGGGCUUUCCUCAUUCACUUCCUUUAUUUUGUGUCAGGAGGAAACUUCUAUCCUAAUAACCUGGGCAGUGGCAACAUGGAGAGGUUUUUCUUUACGCUGGCCAUAUUAAUGACUAUAAACACACUGGUGUUUUGGAGAAUAUCACAAAGGUACACGGAUCUGAGCAUGGAGCUGAGUAGCGGGGUGGGACACAGUCACCUGUCCGAGAAACUUCUGCAGUACAAGGCCUGUCUACGUUUUUAUGACACUGUGGAGCGCUCGGACACCUUGACGUCUAUGGAAACUGUCUUGUGAAUUCAUUGCACAUACAAACCCUGUAAUGCUGGCGUUACACAAGAGACUG